AUGACAAGAGGACUCCGAUGUGUAAAAGUCGAGAGAGGCAAACCUGAGACAAAACGGAUAAAAUAUAUGAGUGUAGGCGUGUUAUUGACCUCAUGUAUAAAGACUAGAAAAAAUGAAGACCAGCAAAGAAGUUGUCGGUGUGUGUCAACAACGAAGAGGAACAUGGAAUACAAAAAAAUUUAG
Theileria orientalis strain Shintoku is the source of this 183-nucleotide messenger RNA. RefSeq lists its product as hypothetical. The coding region runs from base 1 to 183 and encodes 60 amino acids. The transcript is spliced from 2 exons. The record is from RefSeq and is a predicted model, not a curated record. NCBI's taxonomy places the organism in Eukaryota, Apicomplexa, Aconoidasida, Piroplasmida, Theileriidae.